Molecule: messenger RNA, 648 nt
Organism: Leishmania mexicana MHOM/GT/2001/U1103
Lineage: Eukaryota; Euglenozoa; Kinetoplastea; Trypanosomatida; Trypanosomatidae
Exons: 1
Coding region: 1-648 (215 amino acids)
Source: RefSeq, a predicted model, not a curated record
AUGUUUAACAAGGCUGACUUGGUGGUGUUUUACUUCACCUACGCCGCCCUCAUGAUGGCGCUGAUGGUGUGCAGUGUCUUGUCACCCAUCCAGGUGCGUUCCGUUGGUGAGCGGAACCUGUCUGUCUACGGCGUAGCUCUUGUGUACGACUCGCCACCCAGCACCUGGAUCGGGGCAUCCGGCAGCGCCUUGAAAAGCAGCAGCAACAUCAUGGAUACGAGUAGUGGGUCAGCACUUUCCGUUGAGACAGUGCGCAUUAGAACGUCGCUGGCGCACCUCCCCGCUUCGACGCUGACACGCUGCAUGACCGCCUACCUUGUCUUUGCCUCAUUGUGCCUCCUCACGUGCCUCUUACUCGUCGUCUCCUUGUUAGUCCAGAUGCUGCCGAUGAGGCACGGCUGUGCUGGCGUCUUGAUCACACGCCUGCUCACGGUUCUCGUGCCCCUCGCUGCCAUCGCUUGCUUUGCAAUGGCGGCCGCUCUCGGGCUCCAGUCCCAUUUGUAUCACAACGUGGCAGCGGGGUAUUACACCGACGCGCGCCGUGACAGCCCCGUAAGCAAGCUGCACUCCGGCUUCUUUUCCUCCGUCGCCGCUGCGCUCAUCGGGCUCUUGGUCGUUUUGCUAUCUCCCGUGCUGCGAAUGUGGUGA